AUGCAUCUCACCACCAAAACCCUCCUCUCCCUCCUCCCCCUCCUCCCCCUAACCACCGCCACUGGCUCCGCCAUCGUGCAAAACAACUGCACCUCCCCGAUCUACCUCUGGUCCGUGGGCGGCUCCGUCAGCAGCAUGCAAACCAUCGACCCGGGCUCCAGCUACAGCGAGACCUUCUACUACGAUACGACCUCUGGUGGUGUUGCUUUGAAGAUCACCACCACAGAGAACGGUCUGUACAGCGGCGCUCCGCAGACGGAUUACGCCUACACUUUGGAUACGUCCUCCGGUAACGUGUUUUAUGAUAUCUCGGAUGUCUAUGGCGAUCCGUUCUCGGGUAGUGUGGUUAGUCUCGUCUCGAGUGAUGCUAGCUGCCCGAGUAUUUGUUGGGCUGGGGGUGUGCCCCCUGCUGGAAGUGUUGUGAGGAGUUGUCAGGAUGAGGCGGAUGAGGUCUUGACGGUUUGUGCGGAUAGUUGUUAG
Molecule: messenger RNA, 480 nt
Organism: Aspergillus tubingensis
Lineage: Eukaryota; Fungi; Ascomycota; Eurotiomycetes; Eurotiales; Aspergillaceae
Product: putative BYS1 domain protein
Exons: 1
Coding region: 1-480 (159 amino acids)
Source: RefSeq, a predicted model, not a curated record